AUGGCCCUUAAUGUACAGGUGCUGCGACGCAUAACUGGAGCAAGUGCAGUGCAAUCACUAAGGAAAUUGAGAAGUAAUAAGCAUCUCUACAUACAGGGUUGCGUUAGUGCCGCCAUAAUGAUUUUUACACUUUAUGCAGUUCAGUUUAUUCGCCUAACAACGACGAAACAUUUGAAAUACUUUCUGGACACUCUUGUCUGGGAGCUCGUUCAGAUGAGUAAUGGCAUUGUACUUAUCAUCUUCAACAAACCCUUUCGCGAUGUUUUCCGACCAAUGCUUUGCCUGAAUAGGCCACGAGCAGUGAAUCCGCGUACGGAAAUGACUUUUUCCUGA
Cylicocyclus nassatus is the source of this 333-nucleotide messenger RNA. Lineage: Eukaryota; Metazoa; Nematoda; Chromadorea; Rhabditida; Strongylidae. The record is from the annotation of a GenBank genome assembly.